ACCCGGGUUUGGCAGUAUGGUGUCAGAGGAGGGUCAUGAACCGUAACUCCUUCUGAGGCAACCCGAGCCCAAGGUCCCUGCAGCCUGGGCCAGGUCGCCGUGCCCUCACUGGCCUAGCUUCUGUGUCUCUGUCCACUGGGGAGCAGGGAGUCGGGGGAGCUGGGCUCCUGGUCAGGGAGCAUUCCGCCUGCCGGCCAGUAGGGCAGCCCAUGCAGCUGAGGGGCUGCGGCGCCUGCGGUGGUGGUGGUGGUGGUGGUGGUGGAGCAGGAGGAGGAGGAGGAGGAAGAAGAAGGGGAGUAGAAGGCGGCGGGCUCCGCGGCUCCAGGGCGGGCAGGGGGAGGGGGCCGGGCAGACAGUGGCUAGGCACUCUCCUUUGGGCUCGGUGAUCCCUUGGCCGCGCGGAGGAAGGGAAGAAGGAGCAACAGCAGCAGCAGGAGGAAGCCGGGCCGCAGCGUCGCGAGCGCCGGAGCAGGAAGAUGCUGCUGUCCCUGGUGCUCCACACGUACUCCAUGCGCUAUGUUCUCCCGGCCGCCGUGAUGCUGGGCACAGCCCCCACCUACAUCCUGGCCUGGCUGGGCUGGCGCCUCUUCUCCUUGUUCAUGCCGGGAGCACGCAUCUAUCAGGAGGUGGACGAUCGCUUCUACACCAUCUACCAGAGCAUGGUACUCUUCUUCUUCGAAAACUACACCGGCGUCCAGAUAAUACUAUAUGGGGAUUUGCCAAAACAUAAAGAAAAUAUAAUAUAUUUAUCAAAUCAUCAGUGCACAGUUGACUGGAUUAUUGCUGACAUUUUGGCAAUCAGGCAGAAUGCUCUUGGACAUGUACGCUAUGUUCUGAAAAAUGGCUUAAAGUGGCUUCCAUUGUAUGGGUGGUAUUUUUCUCAGCAUGGAGGAAUCUAUGUAAAGCGAAGUGCCAAAUUUAAUGAAUUGGAAAUGAGGAACAAGCUGCAGAGCCAGAUGGAUGCAGGCACUCCAAUGUAUCUUGUGAUUUUUCCAGAGGGAACAAGGUACAAUCCAGAGCUAACAAAAGUUAUUUCAGCUAGUCAAAUAUAUGCUGCUGAACAAGGCCUUGCAGUGUUAAAACAUGUCCUGACACCAAGAAUAAAGGCAACAUACGUUGCUUUUGACUGUAUGAAGAAUUACUUAGAUGCAAUUUAUGAUGUUACGGUAGCAUAUGAAGGUACUGUGGAUCAAACAGGAAAGAGAAAAGAAGCACCUUCUAUGACUGAGUUUCUCUGCAAAGAAUGUCCAAAAGUUCACAUUCAUAUUGAUCGCAUAGACAAAAAAGAUGUUCCAGAAGAACAGUUGUCUAUGAGAAGAUGGCUUCAUGACCGCUUUGAAAUAAAAGAUAAGUUGCUGAUAGAAUUCUAUGAUUCACCGGAUUCCCAAAGAAGAAGCAAGUUUCCAGGGAAAUGUAUUAAUUCCAAACUAAGCCUCAAGAAAACUUUGCCAUCUUUACUGUUCUUAGGUGGUCUGACUGCUAGUAUGCUCAUGACAGAGUCUGGAAGGAAAUUGUAUGUCAAAACUUGGAUAUAUGGAACCGUAAUUGGCUGCUUGUUGGUUAAUAUUAAAGUGUAAGCAAAUGCUGUCUCCAAUCAGUGGAAUGUGCUAUCCUGUCUCUUGAGAGGCAGCUGCAUAUUUCACCAAACUGUUUCCUGAAUUUAUAAAAAAGUGUAAAUAAAGCCUUAUUGAUUGAACAUUGGAUAAAUUACAAUUUGUGAUUUCAGCCUAUUUGUGGUUGGUCUCGGAUAAGCAUACAAAAUUUUACAUGGUUACCCUUGAAUUUGCUGUAAAGUGAGUAGAUAUACUGAGUUAUGUUAUACUUUGCAUUCCCCAUGAACUUAAUGUCUGUUUUGGAUGAACUACAGAAGAUUAAUGGAAUUGUACAGUUUGUUAUUUUUUAUGUAAUUCAAGUGGAUCAGUGAAUAUAUUCCUGGAUAUUACUUUUCAGUACAUAUUCUUUCACCUUUUUUGUUAUUUCAGGUUUUUUAUUCACCACUUGUGACUGUAUACUAAUUGUAGGUAACAAAGCUAGUGUUUUACAAUUUUGUGACUUUUGUUGUUUUUGUUCAGUGUGUUGUUUCACACCAGUCUAUGAAAUUACUACCUGGAUCAUGAAAUGUAUAAAGAAACAAGAAAUGUUUAUGGGGAAGAAGCUCUGUUUACCAAGUCUAGCUGAUUUAAUUACUUACAUAUGUGAAACAUUUUAACUGUGUCUCUAAUUUUUAAUCAAAUCAGCCUAAUUUUCACACCCUGUUCUGUGCACAAAAGAAUGUGUAAAGUAUAAUGAAAAUUAAGUCUAAGCUAAAAUUGUGACCUAACCAAAUUGUAGGAAAGCAUUUAAAAGAAUUGUUCAGUUCAAUAAAGAUUUCAGCUAAGCUAACUAGAACAUACGUGCCAUAAAUAGUAGAUCAUUUAAGUUUUCUGUUACUUCAUAAUUAUCUGAGCAAUCAAUUUGAAUUGUAUGUUUAUCCUUUUACACUUAAUGGGUCAAGAGUAUAUUUGAGGUAACAUAAAGCACUCAAAUGUUUCUACUAAACUGUUAAGCAUGUGCCUUUUGCCUACGAGUCUGAUUUUUAAUUUAGUUAUUUGUAAAAAAGAAAAUGAUCUUUAUUUUACUGUCAUAUAAUUCCAUCAUAUUUUAGUAAUCUUCAUUUGGAUUGGAGAUUGUAGUGUUGAGAUGUAUGGUUUAUACAGUAGUGAAAGAAAGCCAUAGCCAACCAGUAUUUGUCCUGUUUAAAUUGAACACUUUGUAUGGAGGUUCUCACUACUACUGCCAAUGCUAUUUGCAGUUGUCUGACGUCAAGAAAUUCUUGUUCCUAGAGGCAAUGGGAUAUUUAUUCCAUCAAGCAGGACUAAGAGAAUGAUCUUCCCUUAAAAAAAUUGUUUUUUUUUUUUUCAGUUCUGUUAGAAAAUCUUGACCUGGCCACAAAAUAAAAGAUUAAUAUUGCUCAGCUUUCAUGGGUCUGUGGCUCACUGAAUCAAAUUAAGAAAUUGUGUUUUGGCAACUGGUAAUUUAGCUCAUCAGCCUUAGAACAAGAUAUAGCUUGCAAUAAGUAUUUUACUUUUCUUUCUUAUUGUUGAUAGUAGUCACAAUUCUAGAUUUAGAUUUGUUGACUCUGGGUUUUUGUUACUGGAUUUAUAGUAUCAGUGACUAAGGCAAGAGACACUAAUUAAAUCAUGAUGAAUCAUGAAAACAAUUACAAUGAAUGAUGUUUAAUACAAUACAGUCUGCUUCUCUGAAACUAGAGUGAGUAAACUAUUUUAAGUAACAGCUGUGAAGACUCAAGUAUGGCAUACAUGAGCAGCAUAAAACUGGUUUAACUCCAACACAGGCAGACUUAUGUUCAGUGUUCUGAUGCCAAACUUAUUUCAAACUUCCUUUACCGUGAACUUUAGAACAAAUUUUUACUCUCUUUUAAAAUGUUUUUAAGACACACAAGUACAGACACACACACACACACACCACCAAUUAAGCUAGAAUAAUAUCAAGCUCCAUAAAAAAAUUAUGAUACUUAUUUUUCACCUAAUAACUGGGUAUUCAGUUGGUGUUCCAUAGGUAAAAUUUUAAAGUGCGUUACAUUGUUUAAAUUAUGUUCAUCUGCAGUGAUACAAAGUAGCAGUGUGAAUAGAAUGAAUAUCAUCUUGAACAUUCUACUUUUUGACUAUACUGACACUUUCCUCACAGACUGGAAAAGCCUAAUAAAAUAAUUGUUAUUUUAUAAGUUCAUUUGCUUAUGUAUCAAGAUGUUUGGAAAAUUAGUUGCUCUUAACAUGCACUGAUAUUAACUUGAAUUUUUCCUUAUUAAAGUCAAGGGCCUCAUACUCAUUUUCAUUUUUACUUUUAGUAAAGUGUUCUCAUAAAAUAUCUCUUUAAGCUUUUGUUUGUAUCAUUAUUGUUUACAGAUGAAUUAUUGCUUAGUUGUUCUUUACAAAAUACAGUCACUGUGCACGCAUUUUAUGUUUUUCAGCAAGAGGGUUUGUGUGGAAGUCAGCAAAAUAAAAACUUUCCUUGACUCUUA
Trichosurus vulpecula (common brushtail) is the source of this 4021-nucleotide messenger RNA. It is a transcript of the gene AGPAT5, whose product is annotated as 1-acylglycerol-3-phosphate O-acyltransferase 5. The transcript has 8 exons. Bases 477 to 1577 code for a protein of 366 amino acids. Gene Ontology annotation, cellular component: endomembrane system; mitochondrion. Gene Ontology annotation, molecular function: acyltransferase activity. The record is from RefSeq and is a predicted model, not a curated record. Lineage: Eukaryota; Metazoa; Chordata; Mammalia; Diprotodontia; Phalangeridae.